Oryza brachyantha (malo sina) is the source of this 1471-nucleotide messenger RNA. RefSeq lists its product as uncharacterized. The record is from RefSeq and is a predicted model, not a curated record. Lineage: Eukaryota; Viridiplantae; Streptophyta; Magnoliopsida; Poales; Poaceae. The coding region runs from base 40 to 1014 and encodes 324 amino acids. The transcript has 12 exons.
CGCUUCACGCGCGCGCCCCGCCCCAGCCACCGGCCGGCGAUGGCGGCGGCCGCCUCGCUCCGGCCGGUCACCCCGUCGGCGCUUCGCCUCGCGGGCUCGCCGCGUCGGUGGUGGUGUUGGGGAGUCCCGGCGCGCACCCCAGCGAGGAGGGCGUUCCAGGCGGACACGGGGAGGCGGAAGACUUUGUUAUAUGCAACUGACAAAGGUCCAGAAGAAUCCUUGAAGAAGACAAUUGAAGUUGACAGGUUGAUCGAUAUGCUGCGGGAUGCAAAUCCUAGAGAGCUUGAUCAAAUAGUGGUUGAAAACGUUCUGGCAUUUGCUGAGGGUUUCUGGGUUCGGCUGGCUGCAAGAAUUGAUCUAUGCAAAUCGGAUGAUGAUAAAAAAGACUAUGAAGAACUAGCUGAAAAUGUCAUGAACAUUGUUGACCGUCUUGUCCAUAAGACUGAUGAAAAGAUUGAACAGUCAACUGAUGUGUUGAAGGCAAUUAUUAGUCCUGUAAUGCAGGAAGGUGAAGGCGCUACGUGGCCACCAAGAGAUUUGGAGGCUCUUAAAUUGAUGGAGAAAGAAAUUUCAAAUAGAGAAAAAGAAGGACAGCUAGAUGAAGGAUUUCUGUCAGAGGUUAAUGCUCAGUUGAGGCAGGCUAAACAAGAUGGAGAUAAGCCAGGACUUCAAGCUAUGCUGCAGAAGGUGUUGCAGCUGUACGCUUCCAAUUUUCUCCAAAAGCGUAGUUAUGCGUACAAAGGGGGAGAAGUAAUAGUGCCUGAAAGUUUUCUUGAAUCUGUAAUAAAGGCUCCAGAAAACGAGUGGAACAAGCUUUUGCUUGAUGGAUUAACUGUAGGGAAAGGAAAUGUUUCACCAGAAGAAUUUUAUGCUGUUAUAAAGAAGAGAAUUGAGAGAGUCCUAAUUCGCACUGAAGGAGGUUCUUAUCAGCAGCGCAUACUUGUUGAAUAUCUGAAAGAGAUACAGGCUAGAGCAGAGGAAGUUGUGAAGGUGCUUCAAGGACCAACUAUAUGAUGUCCGGUGGUUCAUUUUAUGCAAUACAAGCUGUCCAGUUCAUUCAUGGAUUGAUGCAUCACCUCUGGAAAGCUUAGGUGCUGGCAGCACACAACUUAACUAGUUGUCUGAUUCAGGAACCUGUCCAUACGGAGGAGGUAAACAUAACGACAAGAGAGAAACAUAUCCAAAUAUCCAAUAGAAGUGUGGAUAUCAUCAUAUUUUUCCCAGUUUGAUUGCACGUUUCAUUUCCCCGUUUGGCAUUCAUCCCAAAUUGCCGAUUUUUCUGUUGGAAUGCUAUUCUGUCCGACUGACACUUGACACAAAUUAUAUUACCCCACUGAGCUAUAGUAACAUGUAAAUCGGUUUUGUUCUGUAUCGGGGAGAGAGUUCAAUGGUGAGCUCGAAGUGUUCCUGAGGCAAAAUUGUUGAUCGCGUUCGCAGCUACUGAUCUCUGCUGAUUAUACUGAUCCUUUUA